AUGCUUCCUAAGAUACUUAAGACCUCACUAUGGCAACCACUCUUGGACGAUAAACUCUUAGGAAUGGGCAAUAUCAUGUCAGUAUCCUUUGCCCCCGAAUGUACCGAUGCUAAAACGCAGUAUGAUGACUGCUUCAACAAAUGGUACACGGAAAAGUUUUUGCAGGGCAAAUCGCUUCACAAUGAGUGUACUGAACUUUGGGAUGACUACAUCACUUGUGUGAAUACGGCUUUGGCCCAGCACAAGAUAAAGCCCAUGUUGGACAAGGCUCGUGAGGAUCAGCCUUUUGGCGAGGACUUGCUGAAAAAGGACAAAUAA
This is a messenger RNA of Candidozyma haemuli, 318 nucleotides long. RefSeq lists its product as uncharacterized. Lineage: Eukaryota; Fungi; Ascomycota; Pichiomycetes; Serinales; Metschnikowiaceae. The coding region runs from base 1 to 318 and encodes 105 amino acids. The transcript is spliced from 2 exons. The record is from RefSeq and is a predicted model, not a curated record.